This is a messenger RNA of Cryptomeria japonica (Japanese cedar), 861 nucleotides long. Its product is annotated as dehydrodolichyl diphosphate synthase CPT3. The transcript has a single exon. Gene Ontology annotation, cellular component: endoplasmic reticulum. Gene Ontology annotation, biological process: polyprenol biosynthetic process. The record is from RefSeq and is a predicted model, not a curated record. The coding region runs from base 1 to 861 and encodes 286 amino acids. Lineage: Eukaryota; Viridiplantae; Streptophyta; Pinopsida; Cupressales; Cupressaceae.
AUGGCAGUAUAUUCAGCCUUCAAAUCCUUCAUCAAUCCAAGCUUUCAAGACAGCGCAAGCUUUAUUAGAAAUUUAGUAUACCAAUUAUUCAGACGAUUUGUAAUAUGGAUUGUUUCUGCGGGCUCUGUUCCAGAGCAUGUUGCGAUCAUAAUGGACGGCAAUAGGAGAUACGCAACCAAAAGAAAAAUGAAGAAAUUGAAGGGGCAUGAAUUUGGGUAUAACAGCCUGAUGCAUACUGUGAGGGACUGUUAUGAAUUGGGGAUAAAAUACGUGACUGUUUAUGCUUUCAGUAUUGAGAAUUUCAAGCGGUCAAAGGAGGAAGUUGAGACGCUCAUGAAUUUGAUGCAGGAGAAGCUGGAGCUGCUCAUUGAAAAGGAGAGCAUGGUUAAAACUUAUGGAAUUCGUGUGCAAAUUAUGGGAGAUUUGAGCCUUUUUCCCCAGAGAGUAAGAGAAGCUGCAGACAGAGCCAUGGCUUUCUCUAGAAAUAAUGACACGGCCUUUCUAAAUAUCUGCGCUCCUUAUACUGGUACACAGGAGAUUGCCCAGGCCGUUGAAGGCGUUAUGAAGGCAGGGGAUUUAAAUGAAAAGAAGAUUAGUGCAGAGGAUAUAGAGAGGCAUCUGUAUACAUCUGAUUGUCCAGAGCCAGAGCUUUUGAUUAGGACUUCUGGGGAGACCAGGCUCAGCAACUUUCUUCUCUGGCAAACUUCCUUUUCUUUGCUCUAUGCUACUCCAAUCCUCUGGCCUGAGUUCUCCUUCAGGCACCUUGUCAGGGCUGUUUUGGAAUAUCAGAAAGCUUACCCAUUUCUACAGAAGCGAAAAGAUCAACUGCUAACGCUUGUUCCUCAUCAACAUCAUGACUAA